Linum trigynum is the source of this 2502-nucleotide messenger RNA. Lineage: Eukaryota; Viridiplantae; Streptophyta; Magnoliopsida; Malpighiales; Linaceae. The record is from the annotation of a GenBank genome assembly.
UAUUAUAAGUAUGAUUAAGAAAUAACGAAAUUAAAUUCGCACUGGACUAGAACAUGUUUUUGGUCUAGUAUAUAUGACUUGGCCCAACCUUCUAUCAACAUAGAGCCCAGCCCAAAGGUAUUUGAAAUCCAGAAAACAAAGGAACCCCGCGCUUCUUAUCACAAGUUUUGGGAAAUAAAAGCUCACCUUAUUUCCGACCGAUGAGAUCCUCUUUCGUCUCGUAUCCCCACAAUUGUUAAAUCUCUGCAACCGAACAAUCAAGCAAUUAUCUCAAAACACCAAACAAAUUCCAAUCUUUCUUCUACUUGUCGGCGAGCCAGAUCGUUAGAGCUCUCAAAUGGGCGGUGCCAAGCGUCCCGAGUCCAUAUCGGAAGUAGCGAAAUGGAAAGUGUUGUAUGCGCCGCUGGUGAAAUUGCUAAAGAAUCAACAAGAGCAGAUCGAAACUCUGCUCAGCCAGAGGAAAUCUCUUGAAGAAUGGAUAAAGAAGCAGCAGGGAGCAUGGACUGCCAAUCACCGACUCUAUGAAACUCAUAUCUCCGAACUCAUGUCACGCCUGGAAGAGAAAGAGAUGGAGCUAUUAAUGGAGGCUGCCAAAACUGAGUUGAUGGUGGGAUUGAAGCACAGAGAAGCUGUGGUCCGUAAACUGAAGUUAGAGGAAGCAGAAGAUGAAUUGGCAGAUUUCAGGGCAUUGUUUGACCUCCUCACUGCUAGCUCGAAGGAGACCGACGAACCAGAUCAAGGCACUGAAUCACGUAGGCGAACAAGAUCUUCCACCUCUAAGAUAGCAGCAGCAGACCCUGAAUCUGAAAGGCUCAAGCUCAAGUACGAGAAGCUUGUUUCUGACAAGAAUGUUGUGAUCGCCAUGCUCUCGAAGGAGAAAACCUUUAUAUGGAACCAAUUCAACAUGUUGGAAAGCAAGCUGACCGAAAAGCUGAAGGUGAAGCAAGCCGAAGUUGAUCAAGCUAAUGAUAAGUUGGCCCAAGUUCUCACCACGGCCGAGCAGCUCCAAUCUUCCAACGGUGAGAAGGAUGGGACCAUCGCGGAGCUGAAAGAGCAGCUUCAAUCUUCCAACACCAAGAAGGAUGAGGCCAUUGAGAAGCUGGAAGCUCGAGUGUACGAGUUAUCGCAAGAGUUGGAAGGUCUUAAGAAGUCUCAAGUCGCUACUCCUGCGUUGAGAAGCUGUAAGGGCAUGGCUGUUAAAACUGUAAAGAAAGAGUCAAAUGCUGAGAAUGGUAGCAGAAGCUCGAAGAGAAAGGGAGAUGAUGAUGAUGCUGUUAUCAUCGUGGAAUCGCCACCGAAUCUGUUCACUUCUUCCUUCAGAGUCCCUAAGCUGAAGAACUCCUCAACUCCUGCUUAGUGUCGUGGAAGAGAAUUCUAUUUCGAAGGGUUUUGGGAGAGUUGGCUUGGCUUAAACAUCGUUGAGCGACUACGGAUCUGUAACCAACCGGUUAGUAGUAUUACAUGUAAAGAGUUUAGUGAAGCGUUAGGUUGUAGCUUGUACAUUGUAGUGAAAUUUCUAACCAAUUUUAGUGAUUCUGUUACAAUAUGUGACAGAAGUAUCUUGUGAAUAUGAGAAUUGCUCUUGUUGUCCGAAUUUCUAACCAACCGGUCUAAACUCAACAUAACAGACAACGGAAAAAAAAAAAAGACCUGAUAGGCGCUCUCGCCUCUCUCCUCGGUCUCUGGCUGCGGGCUCUGCUUCAACUUAGUCGAACAGCCGGCGACCUUUUUCUCUUUCUUGUGGUGGCGAUCUUCCAAUCGGCCCUCGGAAAUCAUGAGUAGCAGGGAUUUUGGUGGGCUCUUCCACACAGGAAACCGGUGGGAGCGCAGAUGAAUACUCCGGUGACGCUACUUGGAGGACGACGACCACGAGUUGACUCCGAUCAUCACUUCUCUGGGGGAGAGACCAACCGGGUCGGGCCUGGGAAGAGGAAGAAAAGACAAGCCCUCGCGAUUUCCCAUAGCCACGAAUCCCCUCAACCCAAGCGAGCACGGCGCUCCCAACUGGUGCUGUGGCGGUUUUAUCUACCGUCGCCGGAGGAGGCAACCAAGGAAUCACAAGACGAUCUAAGUAUUUCGAAACACCUCACAGAGCAAAAAGAACCUACAAGGAGUCAGGCAAUAAGAUUGGAAGCCCAUAGCUGCGAGCUCUGAAUUUAGAUCCUGGAAUGGGACGAGUUCAAAUUUGCUUGGUGGUGGUACCCUGACACCGGAAAACUGGAUCCGUCGUGGACCAGCGCCGGAACCGUUGACCCCAGUGGCCUUCCGGCCGAGACUUCGCCCGAAACGUACACUGCUAGGAAAGUCUCCUAGCAAGCGUAAUUUCAGGGGGUUCGCUCUUUCCUCGGGGAUGUCUAACGGCCGAGGGGAUUUUGGGAUCCGCCGUAUCUCUAUACGGUUGGGGAAAUCCACUAACUGUUGUUCUAUUUUGAAACAAAAUAGUCCCCCUCUCCAGAUAGAAUUCCCACCACAGUGGGGUUCUAAAAAAUGGCCUGCCUAUUU